AAUACAGGAAAUAAAACACUGCAUUAUUUCAGAAACAGCAGAAAGGCAGCAGCUUUUAUUAAAGUAGCCUCGAUUCUGAUAUCAAAAUGCUUCUUCCCAUCAUGAUAACGGCACUCAUCUUUUGCACAUAUGGAGAAAAAAACCCUGCAGUACAAGUCAUCCUGACCAACAAAGGACUCCAGUACGGAAAAAACGUUGCUGCAGACUGGAUUCAGGAAAAGCUGGAGUUUGUCACAUUCCCUGAUAUGGACGGUGAAAUACCCCUCAGCUUCCUGGGACACAUAGGCUACACGCUAACCGGUGUCACCAUAGCCAAGUGUGAUUUUGCGGAGCCAUCGAUAGAGUUCUACCAAGACGUCUCAGGACUGAAGAUGUCCAUUGUAGGUUUCAGCAUCGCACUGACAGGAGCUUGGCGGGCCCAUUGUGGGAUAAUAUACGGAAGUGGCUUUUUCGACAUGGCCCUGUUCGGAGUGGACUUGGUCUCGGUAGUGCAUCUGGGGAGCGACGCUGAUGGACAUUUGUCUUUAACCAACGUGAGCUGCGAUACUCAAACUCGAGAUGUGGACUUACGUUUCUACGGCGGCUCCAGUUGGAUCCUCCAGCCUUUUGUGAAGCAUCUCAAAGCACGAAUCAAAGGUCAAAUAGAGGGCAAACUUUGCGACGCUGUGGAAGAACUUAUCGUGAACUUGGACCGCCAUCUACAGGCUAUGAACGUCAAUUUCCAGGUGAAUCGAGACCUGAUUCUGGACCUGCCUCUCACUGGCCAACCUGUUAUUGACGCUUCAAGUCUUCGCCUUGGUUUUCAGGGAGAAUUCUACAGCAUCAAAAGGCCAAAGGAGCCACCCUUUGAGGCCCAGCCUUUCAUGGUACCUGAGAAUCCAGCCUACAUGCUGUCCAUGGGCCUGUCUGACUUCACGUUCAAUUCCGCUUCCUUUGGAUACUUCUCAGCUGAUUUAAUGCAGAUUUUUAUCGAUGACAGCAUGAUACCUCCCAGAUCACCCGUGCACCUUAACACCCGUUCACUGGGUCCCUUCAUUCCUCAGUUGCCAAAGAUGUUUCCAGACCUGCCCGUGGUUCUGCACACUUACGCCAGAAACUUCCCGGUGUUCUCCUUCCACCCCGGGGCCAUCACACUGAACUUGCCUGGCGCGGUGAAGGCCUUCGCCAUCCAGCCCAAUGCCACGUGGACCCCACUGUUUAAACUGCAUGUGGAUUCAAACUUCAAGGGCAAAAUGUGGACGGAUGAUGGAUUCCUGAAGGGCUCGGUGACAAUGGACAAUUUCACACUGACUCUGGUAGCAACUGUUAUCGGACCCUUUAAGAUCGCUGCUUUGGAAAACUUGGGAAAGAUGGCGAUGAAAAUGUUUGUUUUGCCUCAUAUCAAUGACAAACUGUCCACAGGCUUUGCUUUACCACAAACAACACAAGCACUGCUGGUCAAUUCGGUUCUGACAGUAGAAGAGGGAUUUGUUGCUUUCCGUUCGGAUGCUAAACUGCAGCCAAGUGACCGCCGUCUUAGUUAGCACACAUUUGAGCAGCUUUUUAAAAUUUUUUAAAUAUUGUCUUCAUUUUUACUUUUCCACGCCUUACAAUUACUCACUAAAGGCAUGGCUGUAGACUACUACAAUGUAUCUCAUAGGACAUAUCUUAGUGUAUGAGUGUAAGUACAACAAGGAAUGCUUCACCUUGUAGUAAAAAAUUACACAUCGUAAUUCUCUAAUUAAAAUUAAUUAGAGUAAUUAAUUAAAAUUAUCUAAUUAAUUAGAUUAAUUAAUUAAACUCAAUCCAAUUAUUUUUAUUUUAUCAGAUUAAUGAAAAUUAAUUUAAAUAAUUAAUUAGUCAACCAUUAUACAAUCAAUCAUUAAUCAACUUUCUAUUUCCAUGUUGGAAGUAAUAAGAAAUAAAGUAAUAAAACUGUCUAAUAUAUGAUUAAUUAAUUAUUUUAAAUUAAUUUCAAUUAAUUUGUUUAAAUUUAU
Doryrhamphus excisus (bluestripe pipefish) is the source of this 1976-nucleotide messenger RNA. It is a transcript of the gene bpifcl, whose product is annotated as BPI fold containing family C, like. Lineage: Eukaryota; Metazoa; Chordata; Actinopteri; Syngnathiformes; Syngnathidae. Gene Ontology annotation, molecular function: lipid binding. The record is from RefSeq and is a predicted model, not a curated record.